AGGCAAAAUUGCCAGAAGGGGAAGGGAAAUCCAUCAAGUGUGAAAGCCGUCGUUACGUUCAAUAUUCGUCCAUCAUCCCUGUAAUCACGAUGAUGUUAAUGGUGAUGGCCAGACCCAUGAUGAGGGGUUGGUACACGUCUAUAUAUUCUAACCUCUUGUUCCAUUCCUCCCCAGCUAAACAAGCCUUCGUCCCUUCUUCUUCUUCUCUCUCCAACCGUCCCAAAGCCAGUUCUUACCUUGGAAGCCAGAGCAAGAGCCUCAUCAUGUCUCAAAGUGCUUCUGCUGCCGCUGCUGCUGUUGGUGGUGGAGGAGACCAUGAGAUCCCACGCUUUGAGAGGCCAAGAUACGUGGCGAAGAGGGUCCUCGCUGAGUCCCAGAAAGAGGGUGAAGGAGCAAACGUUAGAAGAAGCAUUGGAAGGCCUGAAUUAAGGAACUUGGAUCCUUUCCUUCUGCUAGAUGAAUUCUCAGUUUCGCCUCCUGCCGGAUUUCCUGAUCAUCCUCAUAGAGGAUUUGAGACCGUGACGUACAUGCUUGAGGGAGCCUUUACUCAUCAAGAUUUUGCCGGGCACAAGGGCACCAUCUCAACUGGCGAUGUGCAGUGGAUGACUGCCGGCAGGGGUAUUAUUCACUCAGAAAUGCCUGCACGGGAGGGAGUCCAGAAGGGAUUGCAGCUUUGGAUCAAUCUCUCCUCAAAGGAUAAAAUGGUUGAGCCACGAUACCAGGAGCUACUGAGCAAGAACAUAAGCAUGGCUGAGAAGGAUGGGGUUGAAGUUCAGAUCAUAGCAGGGGAAGCAUUUGGUGUCCAAUCUCCAGUUUACACCCGAACUCCGACGAUGUUUUUGGAUUUCACAAUGAAGCCAGGUGCCCAGUUGCAGCAGCCCAUCCCAGAUUCUUGGAAUUCCUUUGUGUAUAUCAUUGAAGGGGAGGGGAUAUUUGGAGGAGAGGACUCGACUCCAGUAACGAGCCACCAUUGCCUUGUGCUGAGCCCUGGGGAUGGGAUGAGGGUAUGGAAUAAGUCGGCGAAGCAGCUAAGAUUUGUUCUGAUCGCCGGGCAGCCGCUCAAUGAGCCUGUUGUCCAGUAUGGUCCAUUUGUUAUGAACACACAAGCUGAGAUUCGACAGGCCAUGGAGGACUAUCACUAUGGGAGGAAUGGGUUUGAGAAGGCCAGGCAUUGGAAGUCUGAGCCGCUGUUGCAUUGAUAAGAACAUGAAUGCAGCACAAGAACCAACACUGUUGGAUUUGAUGGAGAAUCUGAACUUCAUUUGUGGUGUUAUAUGUUGUUUGGUGAUCAACUUAGAAUUACAAGGGUCAGUGGCAGUUGCAUGAGCCAUAUGGAUUUGGGAUUCUGCACUCUUCUUUUUAUCCCCUUUAAAAUGAACUUUUUUUUUUUUUUUGGUUUCAUAAAUGUGUGAGAGGAUAUAUCUGAGAUCUGUAGUCAAUUCUUUCAGUGGGGUUUGUUUCUUAGUGGUGGAGCUUGCUCUUUUCUGAGGUGUGUAAGGAUGUCGAAAAGAUUUAUCUGUAACAAUUCAAGUUUUCAUGAUUUAAUUUCAUGUUCUCCUGAAAUGAUUUGACAGGGA
Molecule: messenger RNA, 1577 nt
Organism: Phoenix dactylifera (date palm)
Lineage: Eukaryota; Viridiplantae; Streptophyta; Magnoliopsida; Arecales; Arecaceae
Product: pirin-like protein
Source: RefSeq, a predicted model, not a curated record